Molecule: messenger RNA, 1486 nt
Organism: Cornus florida
Lineage: Eukaryota; Viridiplantae; Streptophyta; Magnoliopsida; Cornales; Cornaceae
Exons: 7
Coding region: 199-1221 (340 amino acids)
Biological process (GO): transmembrane transport
Source: RefSeq, a predicted model, not a curated record
CUUCACAAAGCAAUUUGAAGUCUGAAACUGCGUGCCGGUCCCACUACGACGUCGUUUGCUCUUGGUUAUCCUCGUCUUCAAGUUGUUUAAAGACGUAGACUCUUCGAAUUCGAUCUGAGCUCUCGCAAAAAGUGAGCUUUUUAGGUCAUUAGAUUUUCACAGUGUAUGUAUACAUAAAUAUAUAUAGAGAGAGAGGAUAUGCAAACAGAAGCUAGAGUGGGAAUGGUGGUGGAAGCGAGGGGGCAGGUGGCGAUAAAUUCGGGCCACGGCGGCGUUGUCGGCGAAGGCGGUGCUGCGCAUAAGUUGGCGCAAUCGCAGAUUGGAACGAUUUCGCAGCUUCUCGCCGGCGGUGUCGCCGGCGCAGUGAGCAAGACCUGUACGGCACCGCUCGGUCGCCUUACUAUACUCUUUCAGGUGCAAGGCAUGCACUCUGAUGUAGCUGCAUUGAGAAAGGCCAGCAUAUGGCAUGAGGCUUCGCGUAUUGUUGGUGAGGAAGGAUUUCGGGCUUUCUGGAAAGGGAAUCUGGUCACCAUUGCCCAUCGUCUUCCUUAUUCUUCCAUCAGCUUUUAUGCAUUUGAACAGUACAAGAAUUUACUACAGUUGAUUCCGGGACUGGAAAGUCACGGGGAAAAUCCAAGUGCAGACCUUUGUGUGCGACUUGUAGGUGGUGGUUUGGCUGGAAUUACUGCUGCAUCCAUCACAUAUCCUUUGGAUCUUGUGAGGACACGUCUUGCAGCUCAGACAAAUGUAAUCUACUACAGAGGUAUAGGGCAUACUCUACGUACCAUUACCAGGGAAGAGGGCGCCUUUGGCCUCUAUAAAGGACUCGGGGCAACGUUGCUGGGUGUUGGGCCUAAUUUAGCAAUCAGCUUUUCAGUUUAUGACACCUUAAAAUCUUAUUGGCACUCACACAGAUCCAAUUACUCUAAUGCCCUGGUCAGCCUUGCUUGUGGUAGUCUUUCAGGCAUUGCAUCAUCAACAGUAACAUUCCCUCUGGACCUUGUGAGGCGACGGAUGCAGUUGGAAGGAGCAGGUGGCCGAGCCCGUGUUUACAAGACAGGCCUUUUUGGUGCAUUUAGACACAUAAUCCGAACUGAAGGUCUGCGUGGUUUGUACAGAGGGAUUCUGCCCGAGUACUACAAGGUAGUGCCAAGUGUUGGUAUCGUUUUUAUGACUUACGAGAAACUGAAGCAGCUUUUAUCAGAUAUACCUGCCAGUUGAUCGGUUGCUGCUCAUAUCUAAAGAUGAGGAUGUUGAUGAAAAAGGAUGGGAUUGUUGGUUGUAGUAGUUAGAGUUGAAAGAAGGAUUAUUAUGUGAUAUUUCCCCUGGUUAAUCUCAUGGUAGUAAAUUGUGUAUGCUGCUAUGAAGAACCAUAUUUUUCCAUGUACAGAUUGGGAGAGAUUUGCCCAGAUAGUCACAUGAUGUACUAUUUACUGUUGUUCUUCAAACAUCUCUCAGUAACGUGAAUAGCAUUGAACAUUAUUUA